UUUUUAGCUUGCAUUACGGCGAUCUCCAGCCUGGAAAAUAACAAUGGGGAAUGCACUAAAUACAUUAACACUUCUGACGUUGAUGAUGCUGGCUCACUCAUGAAUGAAUUCCCUAUCAGGAUGGAUUCCGAACCCCUGGCGGUGCGCAUUGCUGUUCGCCAGUGUAUCAACACCCUCUCCACGUCCCAGGACCCUACUGAGGUCACCGAUGCACUCCGUACAGCUGGACGCUAUUUGUCUGGGACUGAAGAUGACCCUCCUGCCUGUCAGAGGGAAGAGUUUGCCAGGGUGCACUACACCAGACUCCUGCAGUUCCUCACAAACAACCUCAAUGCCCAUUGGCUGGAGCUGCUAACCCCAGAGCAGCACAUGGAUCUGUGGGGCAGUUUGUUCUUAAACGGACCUCCAGACCAAGUUUUGCUGGUGCUGCUAGAUUGUGUGAACUCUUGCAGCCUGAGCUCUGGGUUGGAGAGGGGCCUGGAUGUCCUUGAGUGUUUCCUGCAGCGUGGUCGGCUCAAUGCCCUGCUUUGGGCCACGUGUCAGGGGCCUCCCCCCGCCAACUCCCCGCAGCUUCGUGACGCCCUGCUGAGCCGCCUUGUUGCCCUGCCUGACCUCCUUGCCAACCGCCUCCAGCAGCACACUCGCCCCGCAUUCCAGCCGCUCCACUACUACCCCCUGCUGGCCAGGGAGCUCUCUGUGGCGCUGGAGAAGACCUGUCAGGCUCUCCGGGAUGGAGUAGACUGCUCCCUGUGCUUCCUGGCUCAGCUCCUAGGGAAGGCCUGUGUUCAGGGACAUGGCGAGGAAAUGUUUGGUGUGCUAGUGCCCCGCCUCUCAGCACUCACCCAAUCAGAUUUUGUGUGGAAGAGGGUCUGCUGGCGGUUGUUUGAGAGCGUCCCAGACCGAUGGAUGGAGGGUGUGGUUUCGGGUUUGGUUCAGACUGUGGACGGGUCAGCCGCCCUCUCCCGCUUGCUGGGGAACGUGGUUCUAAAAAAUAAAAAGGCCCAGUUUGUUAUUACAAACAAACUCCUAUUCCUGCAGUAUAAAUACAAGACCCCCAUGUUGCAGAGCCUGCUGGGAUACCUGGCACAAGACAGUGAACGACGUCCUCUUCUCAUUCAGGUGUUGAAGGCUCUGUGUGGCACUUGGUCAAGCUGCAGCACGGUAAAGCACUCCCCCAUUGAGCAGCAGCUUUACAUCAGCAAGGCUCUGCUGAUCUGUCUGGGGCUUGUGAGAGACAGCGAGGUGCUGGAGCAUAGGGAGGAGCUCCUGCAGUGCAUGUUGUCAGGGAUGCAGUGCCACCUGGACAGCAGCGUCCCACGAGUGCACCGCCUGGGCAUGGUGGUGGGAGAGAGUCUGAGCGCCAGGCUGGACCCGGGGGGCACUCGGCUCCAAUUCCAGUACGAGUUGGACACUGAAACAAAAGAGCUUCUCUCUCUACUGUCUCCGCUCCCUGCCUAUCAAGAGCCCCCUGAAACUCUGCCUCCUGACAGCAGGACAGAGCCUCCUCCUAAGAGCCCCAGCUCAGAGAGGGAGGAGGGGAAAGCAGGGGUGCCAGCGGCUCGGCCACUCAAACAGCACAGCUCGGAUUCGGAGUUGGACAGUGAUGAUGAGCUCACUCCCUACGACAUGACGAGAGAUGGGGAGCUGGGAGAAGCCCUCGCCCCACAGUACAUCAGGGACUGUCUGGAGGCCCUGACCAGCUCAGAGGACCCUGGGAAGGUGGAGGUCUCCCUUAGAGCUGCAGAGGGGCUAAUUCAGAAGAAUCCUGCAGCCACCAGAGAGGUGAGCGUGGAGCUGGUGAAAGUGCUGCUUCACCUGGAGGACCGGUUCAACACACAGGGAUUCCUGAGGCUGCGUCAGAGAGCCAUGGUGUCUCUCACUGUCACUGACACCCUCGCGGUUACAGGGUACCUGACUACAGAGUUCUACUCCCUGAAUUACAGCCUGCACCAGCGACUGGACAUCCUGGAGGUUUUGGCUCUGGCAGCACAGGAUCUCUCUCAACCAACCUCUGCAAACUUUGCCCCCUCCAGCCAUAAUCCGCCUCCUUUGAUACAGCCUAUUUCUAUGAAGACGGCCCCUGACCUCCAAGGCACCGCCCAGCACUGGAGGCAGGUCGUGGACCAGCGAAUCGAAAGCAAGACCAGGCGGUUUGGCAAGGGAGCCCCCAGGACAGGUAGCAGUGCUGCUCCAAACCGCUUCGCUCCAGUCGCUGGCUACUUCUUCUUCCCCCUGCUCCGCAACUACGACAGACCACAGGUGACCUUUGACCUGCUGGGAAGUGACCACCUGGUCUUGGGUCGGCUGGUCCACACUCUGGGGGUCCUGAUGUACUUUGCUGUCAACGCCCCGGUGGCCACUCAGAUGGGGAAAGCUCUGCUGGACUUCGUUUGGGCCAUUCGUUACCACACAGACCCGGUGGUUCGGCAAGGGGUCCUUUUUUCUGUCUAUGCUGUGCUGCUGAGCGUGCCCAAUGAGCGAGUCUUUUCAGAGCUGAGUGAUGAAAUGCUGGAGGCCAGGGCAUGGCUAGGAGCCCCCUGAAGAGGACAUUUCCAGUAAUCAUUUCCAAUGCUGUAGUAUUCCCGCAAGAACACACAAGGAACUUGUUUGUUUACUCCUGUUUUUUUUAUUUAAAAUGUGUAGUUCCUGAGGAAGCCCUCCUUUCCAGUGUGACUCUAAUGUACAGUUUGGUAGUGCUAGUCUAAACAACAAAAAUAAAUGGAGCAACUUGUCUGGCACUAACACUAAUAAUAGUAUUAGAAAUAUAAUUGAAUACGUGUGGCAUAGACUUUGGUUUGUUGGUAUAUCACACUUUUACUGUUAUGAUAACAACCACAUUGUUAAUUAUAAAAUAGUUCAAACAUAAAACAUUGUGUCCAUUAUGUAUGUCAGCCUGGAAAGGGGGUGCUGCAGGUUGGAUGCCAGGACACUUGUGGCGAGUGUGAAUUGAGAGGAAGCCUUGUGAAACUGGUUGAGGAUGUGAGCCAAUAGCCAGUGGCAGGAUAUCCUCCGCCACACUGACUCAGUGGCACUCAGAUUGCUCUGGAGCCUCCUCACUAGGAGGUUAAGAAGUCUCAGUUUAUUUAUUGACUGUGUUCAAAGCCUAACACCUCUAGUGAUUGCAAGCAGGUAGAGAAAGCUGUUUUGUUUAAACUUUCUAGGGUCUAUAUAGUUACGUCAUUUCCUUUAAUUUUAAGGUAGUGUAUUCUGAAAAAUAAAAUUGUAGGUGAUGUUUAUGGGUUGUUUGAACAAAUGACUUACUUUUAACAGCAGGAGUCAGGCCUCUGGUUAGUUAGGCUAAUGAAGGCAAAAUCUUUUUACAUUAGUUCACAAGAUGGUAGUUCAGUAAGAUCUAUAAGUAGUCUUGAUUUUUAGUAAGCAUUGACUCCGGUACAAAGUUUACAUCAUGCUUUUCUGUCUGGAAUAAUUAACUUGUGAGUCUUACAUGGUUGGUGAUGGAGGGCACUCAGAAAUUAUGAGUCAAUCUUGAUUUUUACUACAUACAAUGACAUUACCUCAGAUUGCAGAAGGAUUAUAGGUAACAAACCAUCGAAGGGAGAUGUUAUGUUAACUAUUUCUAAAGUCUUUAUUUUGUUCAGAUUCAGAAAAUACAUACUUUGCCUGGAUAUCUCAUUCUUUGGUGGUGUACUGAGCACAUGAAAUUGGCAUGAGUAAUAUACACCAAGGGCUGCAUAAUUCGAAUUGGAAAAGUGAAAGUGGCCUAGUGUCAGCUUAGAGCACAUAGUACCCCAAAACAAAUAAAACAAUUUACACAGACAGGCAAAUCAAGCAGCUAAAAGUCUGUAAAAUCUUACAUCAAACAUCAGGAUUUUAGGGACUGAGGAUGAUGUAGGUAUGAUACAAUUUAGCUGUAUUUUUGUGGUAACUACAAACCUAUGAAAACUUGUCACCAAUGAAAAGUUCACACUGACAAAAAAAAAAAAAAAAAAAAAAAAAGC
Molecule: messenger RNA, 3959 nt
Organism: Polyodon spathula (Mississippi paddlefish)
Lineage: Eukaryota; Metazoa; Chordata; Actinopteri; Acipenseriformes; Polyodontidae
Gene: telo2
Product: TEL2, telomere maintenance 2, homolog (S. cerevisiae)
Exons: 21
Coding region: 100-2541 (813 amino acids)
Biological process (GO): telomere maintenance via telomerase; protein stabilization
Cellular component (GO): cytosol
Molecular function (GO): Hsp90 protein binding; telomeric repeat DNA binding
Source: RefSeq, a predicted model, not a curated record